GUAAUCACGUACAUCAAAAAUCUACAUUUGACGAAUUUGGAAAUUACAUUACGAGUUAAGCAGUGAGUUGAAAUAUUUUGUUUCAGUUUUAUUUGGGAUUUAGUAAAAUAAAACAUUUCGUUAUCAACGGAGUUUUAAAUCGGAUAUGACUAAAAUACCUCUAAGAGAUGCGAACAUUUUCUUGCGUAUAAUCAUCACAAACAUUACUCAAGUAUUGCUGACACCAGUCAAAGGCAAACAAAAAUGUCGUAUGAUACGCAAAUAAGUGGCGGGACAGGCAGUUACGAGUUUGGGACUGAUGACGAACAACAUGAGUCAUAUGAUGAGCAACUCGACAAUUCUUAUCUUGACAAAACUUUAGAUUACAUUAGCAUCACCAAAAUCAAUACCAGCCUUGUUAUGGAAUGCAAACAAAAUAAAUAUCAAGAUGAUUUAAAAGAUGCUAGACAUAUUAUUAAUAAGGUCAUAAAUGGGAGAAAACGGAAGUCUUCAAACAAAUUAAAUGCUCCAAAUACAAAGAAUGCUAAAUUUGACAGUGAAAUAGAUACGCGACACAAAAUAUCAAUGAGCGAUACAAACUUCCAGACCCCCUCAAUCAGUUCUGAGCAAGGUCCUGGAACAAUAGGUGCUGAAAGUUCCCCUCCAACUGGCCCAUGCUCAACUGAAUUGCAUAAAACUUUCAACGCUUCACAAGAGUACAAACAAAAGGUUAAAAGGCUUCUGUUUAAACCACAAUUAAUGCGUAUUCUAAAGGAGAAAGGGUCCGAUUUCAAAGUCAAUUUUUAUUUAGUUGAAAACAAGGCAAGUACUAAAUUUUCAAAAGUAUUUUCAGAGAUGGUUACAGAGGAAUGUAAAGAACGACUUUGUCGAGAGAAGGAGGUAACUAAAUCAUACAUGCUUUUAUUCUACAGAAAUAUAAAGAAAGAAAAUCGUUAUACACCUGAGAUAUACGCAUUAACAACCGGUUCUGCAAGGCUGAUUGUAGAAGAUUUUGCAGAGAUGAAUUUUGUCAAAACUAUUGAGAGACGGGUUCUACAAUUUCCGUUUCAUGAGGUUAAGUAUAACCCUGUUGAUGGACGUACAUGCCGGGAAUCGAAGUUGGCAAGACCAGGCCAUGAAAUUACAUUUACAACAUGGGAUUUUCUUGGAAUAUUAGUAAAGAAUCGAACCAGACAAAUUCGCAAGGACUCAUCUUUAUACUCAUCUGAAAUAGAUGCAUUCGUGACUCAAACAGAAAAACAUAUGAAAUCUAAAUUUCAGCUUGGUAAAAAGAAGUUGAAGAUUCAACGUAAGCUAAAACUGUCUCAACUUGGACUUUUGUUGAACCAUUUUUCAAAAAUAUGGUUAAACAAAAAGACAUACCUAGUAGGUAAGGGAAAUAAUGAAGAAGAAGAUGAUCCAAGGUUUCAAAUGUAUGAUUACGUUUCAAGCGUCACUGAUGAAGAGCUUCGUCGAGAUUUAGAUAAAGAACUGUACAAAACUAUGCAAGGCAGUAUGAAUGGUGCAGAUUCUAAACUAUAUCUAAUUAGUGAAAAUAAAGCCUGGGCAAAGGCAGAUGAGUUCAGACUUCAAUGUUUGAAUAACAUGUUGAAAUCAACACCCGUACCAAAUAAGAAGACACGCUACCAAACAAUAAAGAAAUGGAAUGAUUUUCCAAGUCUCAAUGAUGUCAUGAGGACGUUAAAGAAAAAGUGUGCGCCGGAUUUUAAACCAGAAUGGUUAGAUAACGUCAUUCUAAAAUUUAGAAAUAUAAUGGCACCCCUGAAAAAAUGCAUCGUCAGUCGUUUUAGUGCAGGUGGCAUCGGAACGUAUAUAUAUUAUCAUGGAGAGUGGAUUGAGAUGAAAGCUGAAUACCUUUAUUGCAUUGAAAGGGACUUUGUUGAAAUAUUGAAGAAUCACUGCCAAAGUGAUCUACCUUUGCUUCUUCCAUGGAAACAUCUUAGCGAAAAAGGGGAGAAGAAAAUAGAUAGAAAGAAAGAUGAACAAAAGUUCCAGUUACAACAAUUCAAGACCGAAACGAUGGUACCAAAGUGGAAAAGUCAUUAUGAAAAAGUCUGCAAAGGUGAAACUUUACAAGAACUCCUAAAGCUUAUGGAAGACAAAACCGAUCUUCCAGUUUAUGACUUUGAACAGUUUCAAAAGAUGAGUUCAUGCAAGAAAGCUGCGAGCCUGUACAAGCUUUUGGAGUGUAGACUUGAAGAGGACAGCUACAAUUCAGCCCAUACGUUACUGAACAUGAUCUUACCUGAUUCAUCUAGCACCAAAAUAAUAACAUGUGAUAAAAAACUGGUGAAUGGUAUCGAGCUUUGCGACAUAAUGAUUUUCAACGAGAGUGCUACAUACCUUGUUCACGUAAAAGCAAAAUUCAGUGGAGAAUCUAUUCGAGCGGUUUGCUCUCAGAUAAGAAAUGCUGCUGAUUACAUUUAUAGAGAGAUCACUCUAGGAAGAAGUACUGGUAUUAUCGAUCAGUACUGGAAGGAGCUCACCAAAGCUGCUGCUAAACCAACAACACACGAAAAUGAAGUGAAAGGUGUUUUGGAAAAUAUGACAAAGAAGAAAUUCAAGGAAUAUUUCAAAGAGGGGCGGGAUAUCAUAUUUGUCCUCGCGUGUCGAGACACCAGGGAGAAUGCAGAAUUUAUUGAAUUUAGUGAUAAUCCUCGAUUAUUAAAAGUUCCUAUGGCAGAAGAGAUCCAGAAAAAGAUUAAAGAGAAACCAUCUGAAAUCAUCUCUAAAUUAACAGAAGAAAAGUUUCUUACUGAAGAUGGACAUUUAACAAACAAGUUUAUUUUAGAAGGAAAGAACACCAAAGAAGCAUUUAUAGAAAAAAUUAAACAAUGGGAAUGUAUUAAGAAUAAGAAAACGGCAAUACAAGUGUCUGAAGUUCUUAUGUCCGGGCUUUCAAAAUCAAAAAUCCAACUAUCGCUUUAA
This is a messenger RNA of Ruditapes philippinarum (Manila clam), 2928 nucleotides long. RefSeq lists its product as uncharacterized. Bases 244 to 2928 code for a protein of 894 amino acids. Lineage: Eukaryota; Metazoa; Mollusca; Bivalvia; Venerida; Veneridae. The record is from RefSeq and is a predicted model, not a curated record. The transcript has 2 exons.